Messenger RNA from Labrus bergylta (ballan wrasse), 3571 nucleotides. RefSeq names its product ATP-binding cassette, sub-family B (MDR/TAP), member 7 (gene abcb7). Gene Ontology annotation, cellular component: mitochondrial inner membrane. Gene Ontology annotation, molecular function: ATP hydrolysis activity; ABC-type transporter activity; ATP binding. NCBI's taxonomy places the organism in Eukaryota, Metazoa, Chordata, Actinopteri, Labriformes, Labridae. Gene Ontology annotation, biological process: intracellular iron ion homeostasis; transmembrane transport. The record is from RefSeq and is a predicted model, not a curated record.
CGUGUUUCCCGGCGUGUUGACUAACCGCACGUCCUCCUUCGUCAACAUGGCGCCGAUGUUGGCACCGCUGAAAUGUGGCUACCACAUUCAAAAACGAAAAUUAGCCCUGCUUCUUCGACAGACGAGCUCGUAUCACAUUUGGAGUAAAAGUGGCAGUGAGAACGGGACGGCCCAUAAGCGCCAGAGUUCAUAUCAACUGAGUUCCCCUUCACACCUACGAACAGCUACAUGGAACACAGGGAGGAGCGACAACAGUCGGCAGAUUCUGGAGGCAGCAAAACAUUUGCAGGUUACAAACAAAAGAACAUGUUGGCACGGAAAUGCAGGAGGAAAGCUGAACGCAGACCCCAAAAAUGUGCUGAAGGAGGUGAAUUCAGCCCAGAUCCUGUCUGCGAUGCUGUCUUACGUGUGGCCGAAGGAUAGACCAGACCUGCGAGCUCGUGUUGCCAUCUCACUGGGCCUGCUAGCUGGAGCCAAAAUCACCAAUGUGACGGUGCCCUUCAUGUUUAAGUAUGCAGUGGACGAGCUUAACCAGAUGUCGGGACACAUGCUGAACCUGAAUGACGCGCCAAGCACUGUGGCUACCAUGGCAACGGCCGUGCUGAUUGGCUAUGGCGCGUCACGGGCGUGUGCAGCCUUCUUCAACGAGCUGAGGAACACUGUGUUCGGCAAGGUGGCACAGAGCUCCAUCCGACGCAUCGCCAAGAACGUCUUUCUCCACUUGCACAAUCUGGAUCUGGGUUUCCAUCUCAGCCGUCAGACAGGAGCCCUGUCCAAGGCUAUCGACCGCGGCACACGGGGCAUCUCGUUUGUCCUCAGUGCUCUCGUCUUCAAUCUAGGACCCACUGUCUUUGAGAUGGGACUUGUCAGUGCCAUUUUGUAUUACAAGUGUGGCGGGCAGUUUGCAGCAGUGGCCUUGGGUACCUUAUCAACAUACACAGUCUUCACUGUUCUCCUCACUCAGUGGAGGACUCGUUUCAGGAUAGAAAUGAACAAAGCAGACAAUGAAGCUGGAAACGCAGCUAUUGACUCGCUCCUAAACUACGAGACGGUUAAGUACUUCAACAAUGAGAAGUAUGAAGCUGCGAGGUAUGAUGAAUUCCUGAAGAUCUAUGAGUCAUUCUCUUUAAAAACCACGUCGACACUCGCCAUGUUAAACUUUGGACAGAGCGUCAUCUUCAGUUUUGGCCUCACUGCCAUCAUGUUGCUGGCCAGCAAGGGUAUCGCUGCAGGUACGAUGACCGUGGGAGACCUGGUGAUGGUGAACGGCCUGCUCUUCCAGCUCUCCCUCCCUCUCAACUUUCUGGGUACAGUGUACAGAGAGACCAGGCAGGCCCUCUUAGACAUGAACACUCUUUUCACCCUGCUCAGUGUCGACACCAAGAUCAAGGAAAAGGAUCUCGCCCUGCCAUUAGCCAUCACACCACAGGAGGCCACCAUCCGCUUUGAGGACGUUUAUUUUGAGUACCUGGAUGGCCAGAAAGUGUUAAAUGGGGUAUCCUUCGAAGUGCCUGCUGGGAAGAAGGUGGCUUUAGUUGGUGGCAGCGGGUCAGGGAAGAGCACCAUUAUGCGGCUGUUGUUCCGCUUCUAUGAGCCCCAGCAGGGGAACAUCUACAUAGCGGGGCAGAACAUCCGAGACGUCAGCCUCGACAGCCUGAGGAAGUCUUUGGGGGUCGUACCACAGGAUGCUGUUCUUUUCCACAACACCAUCUUCUACAAUCUGCAGUACGGGAACAUCAACGCCACACCAGAGGAAGUGCACCAAGUGGCGCGCCUAGCAGGCAUCCAUGAUGCUAUCCUCAGGAUGCCCCAUGGCUAUGACACCCAGGUUGGGGAGCGGGGCCUCAAGCUGUCAGGAGGUGAAAAGCAACGUGUUGCCAUCGCCCGUGCAAUCCUUAAGAAUCCACCCAUCCUCCUGUAUGAUGAAGCAACAUCCUCCCUUGACUCUAUCACAGAAGAGAACAUCCUCAGUUCAAUGAAAGAGAUGGUGAAGGACAGAACAUCGGUGUUCAUCGCCCACAGGCUCUCCACUAUUGUAGACGCGGAUGAGAUUAUAGUGCUCAAUGAAGGUAAAGUGGCAGAGCGAGGCAACCACCAGGCCCUCCUCAGCAUUCCAGGCAGCCUGUACGCAGACCUCUGGAACACCCAGAACAGCAAAAUCCUCAACAACAGCAAAGGUCCCCACGAUGCUCCGGUUGAGCGCCUCUCCCAGAAGGAGGAGGAGAGGAAGAAAUUGCAGGAGGAGAUCCUCAACAGUGUGAAGGGCUGUGGGAACUGCUCCUGUUGAGAGGGGCUGCCAUAUCUCCACACCUCGCCAUCCCCUCACAGAUAGCCUACUCUGGAAUCUGCUGGAGUCUGUGCAGUAUUGGGGAGGGAAGCGGCAUAUGGGUACUUCCCCUCUGCCCACACCCACUGCAGCCAAGCCCCCACCCAUGUGACUACCCCUCCUCCUACUCACGUGAAUAAAGGCAACUGCUCGCCAAAGUAAAGGAGGAGGAGCAGAACGGGGAGCAAGUGUGUUUAGCACUGGCGGCUGUCCAGCAAUGGAGCCUGUAUGCCAGUUGCCUCAGCUGAAGCCAACCAUAAGAGACCUCGUAUAUCACAUACGUGUGUGUAAGACAUCUGUUAGUCAACAUGGCUGCCCCCCCCUCCUCCACAUUUUUGACAUCAGGUUUGUUGACAUCUCCCAUUGCACUGGAAACAGAUGAGCGUAUAUGUAAUGAAAAAUUAAAUAUGCCUUGAUAAUGUUCCAAAAUUUGUAUUGAUAUAACUUUUUAAAUUAUUUUCAAAUAAACGUAAUCUCUAGUUAUUUUUUUAUUACAAGGUUGUGCAUAUACUUCAAUGUAUUCUGGGAUUAGUUGAUCAGUUUAACGACUGCAUUAUAAAAAUGGCUUUGCAGCAUUUUGUUUGAAGAAACCUAUUUCAAAAAGACUUCAGUGGAAUUCAGUGGUAAAGCACAUUGCCCAUGUCUGUGUUCUCAAUGCAUGUUCUAAAUAUAUCAAAUUUGGCAGAUACACAAGUAUUCUCGAUGAAUAACAACGUAAUGUGAGUGUUUCGACCCAUGAACAUACAGAACAGCUCCCCAGUGAAUAAGCAGUAUGUCACAGUCACACUGAUAUAAAUAUCACACUCUGAGAACGACAAGAAGCACCUUUAAUAAAUCAUGAAUGAUUUUCGCCACAUUUGGAGGCACUACUUGAAAGCCUCCUCUGGGAACAUUUUACAGUCAUAUUGAGCUUUGGUUAGCAGACCUCUUCCAUCAAAAACGUAUUCAUAGAGACCUUGUGAAAAUGUUAAGACAGCUUUUUGGAUUGUAUAAAGUGAACACAAAGACUUUGUGCUGAAGGUUACAUGUAAUUGUUAAUAUUUAAAAACUGACAGUUCAUGUAAGUCCUCUGAAGGCUGGUUUGGCUUUGAUACACAUAUGUUGGGAACCUUGGUAUGUUAUUGUAUCUAUAUCAAAUAUUGUGUCUCGUACUAAACACUGAUAUGUAAAACUUGUUUUUAAUAUUCUGGAUUACGUCGGCUGAGUGAGUACACAGAAAAUAAAUGUAGAAUCUUGUUGAAAUAA